CGAUAAGCCAUUCUCACCAGGCAGCCCACGACAUCUACGAAGUCGCCAGAAUGAGGGUCGUCGAGGUUAUUAUAGAUGGCUUCAAGUCCUACGCUGUACGCACAGUCAUUUCAGGAUGGGACGAGAGCUUCAACUCUAUCACUGGUCUGAACGGAAGUGGAAAGUCGAAUAUCCUCGAUUCAAUAUGUUUUGUCCUGGGUAUCACCAACAUGACAACAGUCCGAGCCCAAAACUUACAGGAUCUUAUAUAUAAGCGCGGGCAAGCGGGUGUUACCAAGGCAAGUGUGACGAUAGUAUUUGACAACAAAGACAAGAAGAAGUCGCCCAUCGGCUUUGAAGAAUAUGCGCAGAUCAGCGUUACUCGCCAGAUUGUCCUCGGAGGAACCAGCAAAUACCUCAUCAAUGGCCACCGAGCACAGCAGCAGACGGUGCAGAACCUUUUCCAAUCGGUCCAACUCAACAUCAAUAACCCCAACUUCCUCAUUAUGCAGGGACGAAUCACGAAGGUCCUUAACAUGAAGGCGGUGGAGAUUCUGGCUAUGAUCGAAGAAGCGGCCGGCACAAGGAUGUUUGAGGAUAGGAGGGACAAGGCCUUCAAAACUAUGGCGAAGAAGGAGAUGAAAGUCCAGGAAAUUACGGAAUUGCUCAAAGAUGAAAUCGAACCGAAGCUGGAGAAACUUCGGACGGAGAAGCGGGCAUUCUUGGACUUCCAGCAAACUCAAAACGACCUAGAGAGACUGACGAGAGUUGUUGUAGCACAUGACUACAUCAAGAACCAGGAGAAACUGAAGUUGUCCGCAUCUGACCUCGAAGCAAAGAAGCAACGUAUGGCCGAGCUGGAAAAGGGGGCAGAGAGGAUGAAGACCGAAAUCACAAAUCUUGAGGAAGACAUCAAAAGAGUAAAGGGUCAGCGCGACAAGGAACUCCGCAAGGGUGGAAAGGCACAAGCACUUGAAAAGGAAGUCAAAGACCACACCCAUGAUAUUGUGCGCUUGUCAACCGUGAUCGAGCUGAAGCGAACGAGCAUGGGAGAAGAGAAAGAGCGGAAACUGUCGGUGCAGAAGACUGUAUCUGAGUUGGAGAAACAGCUGCAAGAGAAGACGAAAAUUUAUGACAAAUUACAACUCCAAUUUGUGGAAGCAAAGGAUGCACUGGAGAAGCAAUCUAUAGAAGUGGAAACGAAGGAGGAGCUCUUGCAAACUUUGCAGACUGGUGUUGCCUCGAAAGAAGGCCAGGAGAGUGGAUACCAAGGCCAAAUCCAAGACGCCAGGAAUAGAGCCAGUGCUGCUUCGACAGAGCAAGAACAAGCAAAGCUCAAGAUAACCCACCUGGAGAAGCGGAUCAAAGAAGAAGAACCGCGGGCGAAAAAGGCCAAGGAACAGAAUGCGGGUUUGCUCAACGAUCUCGAGGGACUGAAGAGUCAAGCCCAAAAGUUAGAGUCAAACCUGAACAAACUUGGGUUCGAAGCCGGAAAGGAAGACGAGAUGUACAAAGAGGAAUCUUCGCUGCAGCAAACAAUUCGCACUCUUCGUCAGCAGUCGGAUACAGUGAGGCGGAAGGUAGCAAAUAUCGACUUCAACUAUUCAGACCCUGCGCCCAACUUCGACCGCUCCAAGGUAAAGGGAUUGGUUGCCCAACUGUUCACUCUGGAUAAGGACAAGUCUGAAGCAGGAACUGCGCUUGAAAUUUGUGCUGGUGGCCGCCUAUACAAUGUUGUAGUGGACACCGAAGUUACGGGAACACAGUUGUUACAGAAGGGCAAGCUCAAGAAGCGUGUUACGAUCAUUCCCCUCAACAAGAUUGCCGCGUUCAAAGCCUCAGCAGAGAAAAUUGGCGCAGCAAAGAAACUUGCGCCGGAGAAGGUCCACCUCGCUCUGUCAUUGGUCGGAUAUGAUGAGGAGGUGUCAACGGCAAUGGAGUAUGUCUUCGGAAAUACUUUGAUCUGUGCAGAUGCCGAGACAGCCAAACGUGUUACCUUUGACCCAUCCGUACGAAUGAGGAGUAUUACUGUCCAGGGAGAUUCGUACGACCCAUCCGGAACACUAUCCGGAGGAAGUGCCCCGAACUCCAGUGGCGUUCUUCUGACCCUGCAGAGGCUCAAUGAGUUGACCAGGGAUUUGAAGAUGGCAGAGCAAAGGCUUGCAGAGCUCCAGUCCAUCAUGGCACGUGAGCAGAAGAAGCUCGACCAGGCGAAGAAGAUUAGACAAGAGCUGGAUUUGAAGAGCCACGAAAUUAAGCUCACCGAGGAACAAAUUGGCGGCAAUUCUUCGUCCUCCAUCAUCCAAGAGGUACAGAACAUGAAGGAAAAUAUUGUUCAACUCAAAUCCGACUUGUCAGAAGCAAAGGCACGUCAAGAAGCGGCUACGAAGGACGUCAAACGCAUUGAAAAGGAUAUGAAGGAUUUUGACAACAAUAAAGACGGGAAGCUUGUGGAACUUCAGAAGAGCCUCGAUACGUUAAGGAAAGCAUUGACUAAAGAUUCGGCAGCAGUCAAGGUUUUGCAAAAAGAACUCCAGGGGUGGAGAUUAGACUCCGAACAGAUCGGUGGAGAACUCUCAGCCGCACAGGAGCAACUUCAAGAAUCCGAGCUGGCGUUGAAGACCCAAGACGAGGAAAUUAACGCACUUAUGAAGGAGGGCCGCCAAGCACAACGCGAUCACGACGCUGCGGAGGCUCAGCUUAAUGACGAACGAGCGAAAUUGUCUGGCUUCGAUGAUGAGCUGCGCUCUCUCGAAGACGCGUCUCGGUCUAAGGCGUGCCGGAUUACUGAAGAGGGUCUCGAGAUGCAGAAACUCGGCCACCAGAUUGAGAAAUUCAACAAAGAGCAGCAAGCAGCGGUCCAAAUUAUUUCAAACAUGGAAAAAGAGUAUGACUGGAUCUCAGAUGAAAAGGUGAACUUUGGACGCAGCGGCACGCCAUACGAUUUCCAAGGACAGAAUAUUGCGGAAUGCAAGGCCAGUCUGCGGAACCUGACCGAGCGCUUCCAAGGAAUGAAGAAGAAGAUCAACCCCAAGGUUAUGAAUAUGAUUGAUUCUGUGGAGAAGAAAGAAGUGGCCCUCAAGAACAUGAUGAAGACUGUCAUCCGGGACAAGAAGAAGAUUGAGGAGACUAUCAUCAGCCUCGAUGAGUACAAGAAGAAGGCUCUGCAGGAAACUUGGGAGAAGGUUAAUGGAGACUUUGGUGCGAUUUUUGCAGAAUUAUUACCUGGUAGUUUUGCGAAACUGGACCCACCCGAGGGGAAGACUAUUAACGAGGGGCUAGAGGUGAAGGUCUCCCUCGGGAAAGUAUGGAAGCAGAGCCUAACAGAGUUAUCUGGUGGCCAGCGGUCUCUCAUCGCACUUUCACUCAUUAUGGCUCUACUUCAGUUCAAACCUGCGCCGAUGUACAUUUUGGACGAAGUCGACGCUGCAUUGGAUCUGUCGCACACGCAGAAUAUCGGGCGCUUGAUCAAGACUAGGUUCAAGGGCUCUCAAUUCAUUGUUGUCAGUCUCAAGGACGGCAUGUUCCAAAACGCGAAUCGGAUUUUCAGGACGCGCUUCAGCGAGGGAACGAGUGUGGUGCAGGCAUUGACUGCGGCGGAUUUCAAGUAGAUAAGAGGCUAGAGCCUGGAAAGCCGGCAUGCUCUUGGGCGUUGAACGGAAGGGAAGGUGCAUUCGAAGGCUUGGGAUGGGGUAUAUUAUAACGAGUAAUGAGGGUAUUUGUAUAUCGAUAGCAGGAGUUAUUUUGGGAGAAUACGAGUGAUGCCGCUCGAACUAUACUAUAUGCA
Pseudogymnoascus destructans is the source of this 3766-nucleotide messenger RNA. It is a transcript of the gene SMC2, whose product is annotated as Structural maintenance of chromosomes protein 2. Gene Ontology annotation, cellular component: chromosome. Gene Ontology annotation, molecular function: ATP binding; protein binding; ATP hydrolysis activity. The coding region runs from base 51 to 3590 and encodes 1179 amino acids. Lineage: Eukaryota; Fungi; Ascomycota; Leotiomycetes; Thelebolales; Thelebolaceae. Gene Ontology annotation, biological process: chromosome organization. The record is from RefSeq and is a predicted model, not a curated record. The transcript has 5 exons.